AUGGCCUCCUUCGUCGCCCGCCGCGCCUUCUCUACCACGGUCCGCCGCUUCACCCAGCAGGAGCAGGCUCAGGCCAAGCAGCAGCUCACCCAGGAGUCCAAGCGCAACCCCGAACUCAUCAUCCUCGGUGGUGUCAUGGUUGCUGCCCUUGGCGGUGCCGGCCUCUACUUCGGCCGCACCCCCACCUCCUCUACCUCCGAGAGCCCCGUCCUGAAGGCCGGUAUGCCCUGGGAGAACGACGGUGAGGGCAAGUACAAGUACCACCCCGGCGGCAACCCCAACAACGAGCCCAAGGAUGCUCCCAGCGCCGUCAACACCGUCAUCGUCCCUAACGUCACUCUCCCCAAGGAAUUGCACGACAAGUACAACAAGUGGGGCAAGGACGGCUACCCUUAA
This is a messenger RNA of Colletotrichum higginsianum IMI 349063, 396 nucleotides long. RefSeq lists its product as uncharacterized. Lineage: Eukaryota; Fungi; Ascomycota; Sordariomycetes; Glomerellales; Glomerellaceae. The record is from RefSeq and is a predicted model, not a curated record. The coding region runs from base 1 to 396 and encodes 131 amino acids. The transcript is spliced from 4 exons.